Messenger RNA from Nematolebias whitei (Rio pearlfish), 1794 nucleotides. RefSeq names its product mu-type opioid receptor-like. Gene Ontology annotation, biological process: G protein-coupled receptor signaling pathway. The coding region runs from base 1 to 1794 and encodes 597 amino acids. Gene Ontology annotation, molecular function: G protein-coupled receptor activity. NCBI's taxonomy places the organism in Eukaryota, Metazoa, Chordata, Actinopteri, Cyprinodontiformes, Rivulidae. The transcript is spliced from 4 exons. The record is from RefSeq and is a predicted model, not a curated record. Gene Ontology annotation, cellular component: membrane.
AUGAAUUCCUCAUCCUAUAUGUACAAUGUGUCGAGCGUUCUGAGUAACCGUGACUCCCCGAGCACAGCUAUGGCCAAAAACAUCAUCAUCCUCACUCUGGGUCUCACCAUCAACUACAUCAACUGUGCACUGAUUCACACCUUCAGGAAACACCAGGUGUUUUACUUGAAUCCUCGUUACAUCCUGUUCAUCCAUCUGGUGGUGAACGAUAUGAUCCAGCUUACGACCACAGUCAGCCUCUUUCUCAUCAGUUACAUCUUCUACACAAUUAAUGCUUCUCUCUGUUGCCUCAUCAUUGUUUUUGCUGUUUUCACAUCUUUUAACACCCCCAUAAAUUUAGCUGUGAUGGCUGUGGAGUGCUACAUCGCCGUGUGCUUCCCUCUGAGACACGCUGAGCUCUGCACCGUCAAACGAACUUAUAUUCUGAUUGUCUGUAUUUGGGUUUUGAGUGCAACAUCUGUAAUGCCUGAUAUCUUUCUCAUUCUGGCCACGGAGCCUGUACGGUUAUUUUAUUCUACAAUAUUCUGUGAAAGAGAUAAUCUGUUUAGACAUCCAGUAAGUUUACAAAAGAGGGAUGUUUCUUAUAUAAUUUAUUUAACUUUAGUUUGGCUCACUCUCUUCUUUGCCUACUUCAGGAUCAUUUUUGCUGCUCACGCAGCUAAUUCAGCCGACAGAAAUGCAAAAAAGGCCAGGAAUACCAUCCUGCUUCAUGGCUUUCAGCUCCUCUUGUGUAUGCUGACGUACGUAUUUCCCAUGAUCAGAAACUCAAUAGUAUUUUGGUUCCCUAAACAUUACAUACACAUCGUCUUUGUUUGUUACAUCAUCGUACAGAUUUUGCCCAGGUUUGUCAGUCCCAUUGUGUAUGGCCUAAGAGACAACAUGUUUAAACAGCAUUUAAGAAAACAUUUGCUCUGUGGCAUGAGAGCAGGCAAGAUGGUGGAAAGACAGAGGCUGCAUCAGGUGGUGAGGGUGCAGCAGGUGAUGAUGCUGCAGCAAGCUAAGAGAACAGAGGAUGCAGCGACAGACAUUGAACUAGAAAUAGCUGUAGCAGAUGCCGAUGAAUCAGAGAUAGCUGCAGAAGGCAAUGAACCAGGGAUGACUGCAGCAGACUGCAAUGAGACCACAGAGACCUCUGCGAACAAAGAACCAGUAGGUGUUGCAACAGACGAUGAGGCUGCAGAAGGUGAUGUGUCAGAAGGCGCUCCAGCAGAGGAACCCAUAGAGGGUGCCACAGAUGAUGAGACCACGGGAACCACCACAGAUGAUGAGACCACGAGGACCGCUGCAGAUGAUGAGCAAGGGGAGGUUGCUGCUAGAGACAUGGGACCCACUAGAAGUUUGGGGUUGACCAGCAGCUUGGGGCACACCAGCAGCUUGGGACUCAGAGCAGUAGCAGCUGCUGGACCAGAGGCAGGUGGAAUAUCAUGGUUAUCUCCAUGGAGACACACAGAGAAAAGGGACACAGGAAGGUGGAGCAUCAUGGUCAACCACUACAGAGACACAGGAAGGUGGAGUGUCAUGGCUGACCCCUACAGUGACACAGGAAAGUGGUGUGUCAUCACCAACUUCCAUGGAUACACAGGUAGGUGGAGCAUCAUGGCCGACCCCCAUGGAGACACAGGAAAUUGGAGCAUCAUCACCAACUCCCAUGGAGACACAGGAAAGUGGAGCGUUAUAGCUGACCCCUACAGAGACAAAGGAAGUUGUAGCAUCACAAGCAAUCCCCACAAUGACACGGGAAGAUGGGGAGUCAUGUGUUUAGGGAGCUGGAGAGCAAUGAAACACAGAAGGUGA